Molecule: messenger RNA, 1699 nt
Organism: Pecten maximus
Lineage: Eukaryota; Metazoa; Mollusca; Bivalvia; Pectinida; Pectinidae
Product: zinc finger protein ZPR1-like
Exons: 13
Coding region: 185-1474 (429 amino acids)
Cellular component (GO): cytoplasm; nucleus
Molecular function (GO): zinc ion binding
Source: RefSeq, a predicted model, not a curated record
GGCUUGUAACGCAUGGUGCAACCUCUGACGAAAACUUCGUGUUACAGACAGAUUGGCGAUAUAUUCAGUAAUAUUGACAAUUAUUUAACUGUUAUCAAUUGUUAUAUAGUGUCUAUUUAAACUACUGUUAUACAAGAAGACCUAUCAGAGUCCCGGUACAGGAUCAUAAAUCCGCGAAUCGACUAUGUCGGAGCUGGACAAACCUCUUUUCCGAGAUCUGCAAGCAGAUGAUGACGAUCCAGAGGUUACGGAGAUCGAGAGUUUGUGUCUCCAUUGUCGGGAAAAUGGAACAACACGACUUUUCCUGACAAAGAUCCCAUUUUUCCGUGAAGUAAUAUUGUCCUCCUUUGAAUGUGGUCACUGUGGAAUGAAAAAUUGUGAAUUGCAGCCAGGUGGUGCAAUUCAGGAUCAUGGGGUCACUUACACAUUGGAGGUCAAGGAGGAACAGGAUCUGAAUAGACAAAUUGUGCAGACAGAAAAGGCCACUGUGUCAAUUCCAAGCUUGGAGUUUGAGGCUCCACCGAGCAAAGGAGUACUGACAACUGUUGAGGGGAUUAUAGAUGGUGCAGUGAGUGGUUUAGCCCUAGACCAGCCGACACGAAUGGAGCAGUGUCCUGAGAUCGCAGCCAAAAUCAAUGACGUUAUAUUGAAACUGACCAUGUUGAAGACCGUAGAGAAACCAUUUACAGUGGUCGUGGAUGAUCCCACAGGAAACAGCUUCGUGGAGAACCCUCAUGCUCCGAAGUCUGACCCUAACACAGUGGUCAAGCACUACACCAGAACAUCUGACCAGGAUACUGCCCUUGGAAUAAUGGAGGAAGAGAAAGAAGAUGACACACCAGGGGCAAAGGAGGAGGUGAUGACAUUUAACACGAACUGCCCACAGUGUAGUUCUCCAUGUAGUACACACAUGAAGAUGGUCGAAAUUCCUCAUUUCAAAGAGGUCAUAAUCAUGGCCACCAACUGUGAUGUAUGUGGUGCCCGUAGCAACGAGGUGAAAAGCGCAUCAGGCAUCGAGCCGAAGGGCUGCAGGAUCAAACUGAAAAUCACUGAUCCCAUAGACAUGUCACGGGAUGUUCUGAAGAGUGAGACCAGCAGUAUUGCCAUUCCUGAAAUGGAGUUUGAAUCGGACUUUGGAACACUGGGAGGAAAAUUUACAACACUUGAGGGAUUAAUUCAGAAUGUCAAGGACCAUUUAAAUGGACCAAAUUCGUUCAUGCAAGGGGACAGUUCAGCACCAGAAAAGAAAUCAAAACUUCAGAUGUUUUGUAAUCAGUUAGAUAAGGUAAUAAAUGGGGAGAUGAUGGGUAUUCACUUCGUUCUUGACGAUCCUGCCGGAAACAGCUAUCUACAGAAUGUAUACGCCCCAGACGAGGACCCCGAGCUAGAAAUAGUUCAUUACGAAAGGAAUUACGACCAGAAUGAGGUUCUCGGCCUGAACGACAUGAAAACAGAGGGAUAUCAGGAGUCAUGACAUCCCCUAAUGUCCAAGAGACUGAUAAUAAUCUUUGACAACAAAGAUUAGGCUACAUCUGUGAUCUUUGUACAUUGCCUGAUUCUUGAUACAAUUGGAAUUUUAGUGUUUGUGACAAUAUGUGAUUAUUAUAUAUACAGUACAUUCCAGUUAAUCGGGUAACGCUUAAUCGGGUAUUUCGUUUAAUUGGGUAAAAUUUCAAAAACCAAAACCAUUUUCUCUUAA